Penicillium brevicompactum is the source of this 900-nucleotide messenger RNA. Its product is annotated as putative short-chain dehydrogenase/reductase family protein. The record is from RefSeq and is a predicted model, not a curated record. Lineage: Eukaryota; Fungi; Ascomycota; Eurotiomycetes; Eurotiales; Aspergillaceae. Bases 1 to 900 code for a protein of 299 amino acids. Gene Ontology annotation, molecular function: oxidoreductase activity. The transcript is spliced from 3 exons.
AUGGCCGCAACUACUCCCCGAGGACGUCUCCAAGGCAAGAAUGCCAUCAUUACCGGUGCAGGCGGUGGUAUCGGCCUCGAAACCAGUAUCUUAUUCGCCCGUGAGGGUGCCAAUGUCUUGAUGGCUGACGUAUCGGACGCCGCGCUCGAAAAGGCACUGGCCAAGGUGAAGGAGGUUGUGCCUGCCGCACCCCGUGUUGAGUCGAUUCGCUGCGAUGUAUCCAAGGAGUCGGACGUACAGGCGAUGGUCGAGUCACAAGAUAGCUGGGGUGGCACCGACGUGAUCUUUAACAACGCCGGAAUCAUGCACGCCAACGAUGCCGACGCCAUCGACACCCCCGAGAAGAUCUGGGAUCUCACACACAACAUUAACGUCAAGGGCGUUUGGUUCGGUAGCAAGCAUGCCGUCCUCAGUCUGCGUCGUCACAAGAAGGCCCGUGGCAGUAUCAUCAACACCGCUAGUGUGGUUGCUCUGGUUGGUGCUGCCACUCCCCAGUUGGCAUACACUGCCAGCAAGGGCGCUGUUCUCGCUAUGACCCGGGAGCUGGCCAUUGUCCACGCCCGUGAGGGCUUCCGCUUCAAUGCGUUGUGCCCUGCCCCCCCUGAAGUAGGUCUCCAUCACAACAGAACCAUUUUGCACAGCUGCUCACCAAAAUAUAGCACCCCUCUUCUGCAAGAUUGGCUGGGUGAUGACCAGGCGAAGCGCCACCGCCGCGAGGUCCACUUCCCGACCGGUCGGUUCGGCGAGGCAAUUGAGCAGGCUCAUGCCGUCGUCUUCCUCGCUAGCGACGAGAGCAGCUUCGUCAACGGAACCGACUUCGUUGUUGAUGGUGGAAUGACCAAGGCUUAUGUUACCCCGGAGGGCCCGGCCACCCCUGCGCCUCAGAACAAUGGCCACUAG